GUAGCAAAAUGCGUGCGGUUGAUAUGAGAGCAUGAGCUAUAUAAUAUGAGCUAAAUAUUAAAUAAUGUGAUCUGAAAAAGUAACUUCAAUUAUAUAUGCAAUAAAUAAUUAAUUGAAACACUUGUUACUCAAAUAUGAAUUUACUGUCAUAAAUAUUUUAUAAUUGUGAUUUAAUUUAUUGUGUGGGUGCCAUUGUGUUUAGAUAGAAAUUUUUUAAAUAAUUUAUUUAGCCUAACUAUUGAAAUAUCAUGGAACAAAUUUUACGAGGCAGAUUUGGCCACAGUGUCUUCAUCAUAUCCAAGACCUACCGGCAUCCAGUGUCUAUGAUAAAUACCAGGAGUUUGAUGACAAAAAAACUCAGUGUAAUCUAUCGACCUUUAUUGUCAAAUCCUCACACCCGGUAUUUUAUAAAUCCAUCUCGUGGAGCUCAUCUCAUGGUAAUUGGUAAAGUUUUAAGAGGAGUUUUAAAAAUACGUUACCUUUUACUUGGUGGCGCACUUGGAGGCGGUAUAUCGCUUCAAAAGAAAUAUGAGGACUGGAAAGAAGGCUUACCAGGAACUGAGUGGAUUAGAGAUCUUAUACCAAGUGAUCAACAGUGGCAGGAAUUUCGGAGUACUUUAAUUGAUUUUAAGGAUACUUUUGCUAAUAAUUUAGAGCUUGAUCCUCGGAUUAAAGAAUACGGCGAAGCUAAAUUUAAUGAGUAUAAGUCGUGGCUUAGCCAAAGACUCGAUGAUGCAAUCCAAGUCGCUGAAAUUAGGCGAUUAGAAGAAGAAGAAGAUAAUGGUGAUUCUAAGAGUGUAUUCGAAGCAAUCACAGCCGUUGCAAACCAAGUAUAUUCAGAUACAAAACACGGAUUGACAAAACAAACAGUCGUAUUUGCCCGUCCCUUGUCUAACGAAUAUGAAGAAGAAAGAAGAAAAGCUCAAUCAUCGAAAGAACGUAUGGAUGCGAUGCAGGAAGAAAUGAUGCAAACUCAAAUGAAAUAUCAGCGUGAACUGGAGAGGCUGGAGCGUGAGAAUAAAGAGCUUAGAAAACAAAUGUUACUUCGAGGCAAUCAGAAAGUCCAAAGUCGUAAAAUUAAAAAAUCACUUAUCGACAUGUAUAGCGAUGUGUUGGAUGAACUAAAUGAUUAUGAUAGUGCUUAUUCGACGGCAGACCAUUUACCUCGAGUUAUCGUCGUAGGAGAUCAAAGUUCUGGCAAAACCUCAGUGUUAGAAAUGAUUGCUCAAGCUAGAAUAUUCCCCAGAGGUGGUGGUGAAAUGAUGACUCGAGCACCAGUAAAAGUAACUUUAAGCGAGGGUCCUUAUCAUAUUGCUCAGUUUAAAGACAGCUCUCGUGAAUUUGAUUUGACAAAAGAGUCUGAAUUGGUGGACUUGAGACACGAAGUUGAGUUACGGAUGAAAAAUAGUGUAAAAAAUGGAAAGACUGUUAGUCAGGAUGUUAUUUCAAUGACAGUUAAAGGUCCAGGACUUCAGCGUAUGGUUCUUGUUGAUCUUCCUGGCAUAAUCAGCACAGUAACUGUAGACAUGGCUGAAGAUACUCGAGACGCUAUUCGACAAAUGACCCAACAGUACAUGAGUAAUCCAAAUGCAAUUAUUCUUUGCAUUCAAGAUGGUUCAGUUGAUGCUGAAAGGAGUAAUGUAACUGAUUUAGUUUCCCAAAUGGACCCAAGUGGUAAACGAACAAUAUUCGUCCUCACAAAGGUGGAUAUGGCUGAAGAAAAUUUAACUAAUCCAGAGAGAGUUAAAAAAAUUUUAUCUGGUCAAUUGUUUCCAAUGAAAGCUCUAGGAUACUUUGCCGUAGUUACUGGACGUGGUAGAAAAGAUGAUAGUAUUGAGACGAUAAAACAGUACGAGGAGAAGUUUUUUAAAAACUCAAAAUUAUUUAAAGAUGGUCUGGUAAUGUCUGGACAAGUUACAACGAGAAAUUUAAGUUUGGCAGUAGCUGAUUGCUUUUGGAAAAUGGUACGCGAAACAGUCGAGCAGCAAGCGGACGCAUUUAAAGCUACGAGGUUCAAUCUUGAGACUGAGUGGAAAAAUAAUUUUCCAAGGUUGCGUGAAUUAGACCGUGAUGAGUUGUUUGAGAAAGCACGUGGUGAAAUACUCGAUGAAAUUGUCAAUUUAUCUCAAUUAUCACCACGUUAUUGGGAAGAAACAUUGAUGAAUAAAAUUUGGGAUAAAGUCAGUAUGCAUGUGUUUGAAAAUAUUUAUCUACCAGCAGCUCAAACUGGCGAUCAAGGUACCUUUAAUACUGCAGUAGAUAUUAAAUUGAAACAAUGGGCUGAACAGCAAUUACCGGCAAAGAGCGUUGAAAGUGGUUGGGAAACUUUGAAGCAAGAGCUUGAAAAUUUUAUGAAACAAGCUAAAAAGAGUCCUGAUCAUGAUGAUAUUUUUGAUGAUCUUAAAAGUUCUGUAGUAAACGAAGCGGUUCGACGGCAUUCUUGGGAAGAUAAAGCAUCGCAAAUGUUACGAGUGAUACAGUUAAAUGCGCUAGAAGACAGGAAUGUUAAUGACAAGCGUGAUUGGGACGAGGCUGUUAAAUUUUUAGAGAAUUCAGUUAAAGAUAAAUUACAGAGUACUGAACAAAUUCUUUAUGAAAUGCUUGGACCUGGUAGAAAAGAGCGUAUACUCUACUGGAAGUAUCAGACUGAUGAACAGAAAAAACGGAUGGCUGUUAAGAAUGAGCUGGAUAAAAUUUUAUACGCUGACAAGAAGCAUCCACCAACAUUAUCACAAGAUGAAUCAACUACAGUAAGGAAAAAUUUACAACGUCAUAAUUACGACGUCGAUAAUGAUUUUAUUCGCACUACAUGGCAUCCUGUCUACAGAAGGUUCUUUUUACAGCAGAGCUUAGUGAAAGCUUAUGACUGUAAAAAAGCAUUUUACAUGUAUCACAAUGGCCAUGAAAGUGAGACUGAGUGUAAUGACAUAGUUCUUUUCUGGAGGAUCCAACAAAUGUUAAAAGUAACAUCGAAAGCUCUGAGACAGCAAAUAAUGAAUCGUGAAGCUCGUCGACUAGAUAAAGAAAUAAAAGAAGUCUUAGAAGAUUAUAGUCAAGAUAAUGAAGUAAAGCAAAAAUUAAUAACCGGAAGAAGAGUAGAAUUAGCCGAAGAAUUAAAGCGUGUCAGACAGAUACAAGAAAAACUCGAGGAAUUUAUUCAAGCUCUCAAUAAAGAAAAGUGAAUAGAAUAACCGGUGAAUUGUGUGGAAAAAAAUCUUAUACCAAACAAUUCUAAAUAAAUAAAUAAUUAGAAAACAAUACUAAGUGAUCGAUUGUUUGACUCUUGUGCCUGUGUAUUCAUACUUGACACUUUAAUUGAAUUAUAUCCAUGAUGAGACCUGAAAUAAAUUCAUUGAAUGUGUCCUUGACAUGUUGAAGUGAAUCGUGUAAAAAGUAUCCAACAGACAUAACUUCAGUUUAUUGUUAAUAACGGUUAAUAGACAUUAAGUAUCUAAUUCGAAUUUAUUUAACAACUUAAUACAGUUAGUGUGAUAUGGUGUUCACAUCUAGAUGAUAAAUUAAAUAAAAUCAUUCUGGCGAAUACACUGCGGGCAGUGCACUAAUAUUGUGCUGAGCUAAAUUACAAAUUGUAUCAUACCACGACGAACGUAGAUAUCUAAUAAAAACAUGUUUAUUUUACUUUAUUGUUUCUCAUACGCACUUUGUUUUUAGAGAAGCUAACCAAAUAAAUAAAAUUUUUCUUCAAAA
This is a messenger RNA of Cotesia glomerata, 3708 nucleotides long. It is a transcript of the gene Opa1, whose product is annotated as dynamin-like 120 kDa protein, mitochondrial. The transcript is spliced from 14 exons. Gene Ontology annotation, molecular function: GTPase activity; GTP binding; microtubule binding. The record is from RefSeq and is a predicted model, not a curated record. Bases 249 to 3182 code for a protein of 977 amino acids. Gene Ontology annotation, biological process: mitochondrial fusion. Gene Ontology annotation, cellular component: microtubule; mitochondrial membrane; cytoplasm. NCBI's taxonomy places the organism in Eukaryota, Metazoa, Arthropoda, Insecta, Hymenoptera, Braconidae.